Messenger RNA from Octopus bimaculoides (California two-spot octopus), 652 nucleotides. RefSeq names its product mitogen-activated protein kinase 11 pseudogene. The record is from RefSeq and is a predicted model, not a curated record. NCBI's taxonomy places the organism in Eukaryota, Metazoa, Mollusca, Cephalopoda, Octopoda, Octopodidae.
GAGGCUAACGUUAUAAAUAUUGUCAUCUCGUUCGCCUUAGCUCAUAAUUGUUUUGAAAGCUGGAGAGAAGAGUCAUCGCGUAAUACUUCCCAGGAUUUGUAACUAAUUAUAAAGGUGCAGAAAAGAAACAGAUCCAAUGGACCACAUCCCGCAGUCCUUCGAAGUCACCGAGGAAUUCGGUAUUAAAUGGACGCAUCCAAACUGUUACAGUUGUCUGGAAUAUAUAGGAGGAGGCAGUUUCAGCAAUGUGUCUAUGGCUCAUAACAAACUUAGUAACUCCACAGUGGCCAUCAAAAAACUGUCACGGCCGUUUGCCACGUUAAUGGACACUAAACGUACAUACCGCGAAGUAUGUUUGCUAAAGCACAUGAAACACAAAAAUGUCAUCGAUCUGGUCGAUAUAUUUACAACAGCAAUAUGUAAAAACGAUCUGGAUAAUCUCUACCUUGUUUCCACAUUCUAUCCGAGAGAUUUGAAAAUGAUGUUGGAAAGCGAGGAGAUGGGGUUACCCCUCAUCAGGUCCUUGGUCUACCAAAUAUUCUGCGGACUUUAUUAUAUUCAUUCAGCUGGGGUCAUCCACCGUGACUUAAAACCCAGCAACAUCGGUGUUACUGCUGAUAAUUGCAUCAAAAUUAUGGAUUUUGGCCUGGCC